AUGGAUUAUCCAAAACAAACAGUUACCACACCAUCCACACAACUUGAAAAAAGCACAAAGAAUGACCAACAGACAAAGGGAAAAAAGAAGAGGAAAAAGAAAAACAAGGCCCAAAGUAAAGCCCAGUCAGAAGAGCAAAACAGAGUAGAAAUGGUCACUGACAAUAGACUGGUGGAAGAUCCUCCAGAGCCCAUGGCAGAUAUGAGUGCUUGGGAAGUCCUUGGUGUUCCCAAAGAAGUUCAGAGAGGACUCAGUGAACAAAGUUUUACUACACCAACCCCUAUACAGACUCUCUCCCUUCCACCUGCAAUAUUCCACCACAGGGACAUCAUUGGUGCAGCAGAAACAGGUUCAGGUAAAACACUAGCCUUUGGGAUUCCAAUUCUCACCCACAUCCUUGGCCACAAGUCCAGUCAAGAAGCAGGUGAAACUACAGAAAAUACUACCAAAAAUAAUGCUACAGAAGCCACAGAAACUGGUAAUGGAACAUCCAAGCUCAAGAAACCACUCCUGGCAUUGAUAAUGACACCAACCAGAGAAUUUGCUCUACAACUAAAAAAUCAUCUUAAACAGGCUGCAAAACACUCAUCUUUAAAGGACCCGCGAAACAGGCCAUAUGGCAAGGGGAAAAAUUUGCACAAUCACGUCACGCAAUAUAUCAAGCUGGGUUUGUCCAGUUGAUUUUGAUGAUCGCAGGGAAAUGUCGAGUUUGUCGCUCAAAACCAUUGUGGUCCAUAAGAGCGUAACAUCAUUAGUUAUGGAAACAAAUCUGCGGAAAGGAGGGUUAGUUCAUCGGGUUCCGUAUACUAAAUCUCGGGAGAAACUGCAAGAAUUAUUUCAGAGUGUAUGCGGGUUGUUUUGUAAAUAUAAACACUGUAACCUAUUUUAA
Messenger RNA from Pocillopora verrucosa, 889 nucleotides. NCBI's taxonomy places the organism in Eukaryota, Metazoa, Cnidaria, Anthozoa, Scleractinia, Pocilloporidae. The record is from RefSeq and is a predicted model, not a curated record.